CUAAGGAAAAUAUUUUUGUUUAUUAGUCAAAAUAACAAUGAAUCAAAAAUUACAUGUUAAAAUAUCAAACAUUUCAAAAACUAUGAGGAAUUAAUCAAUUCUGACAUUCAUUUUGUACCCCUCCAGCAUUGAAAGGUUAAACUAAAACUAAAGAUUGUCUGCUGAGAAUACUGUCUGUUUGUGUCCCUGAACGUUGGUGAAUUAUUAGUGUUUUAGUUUUAAUAUAACAAAGGCUGGAAACUCCCAACUUCAAACCAAAUUUGUUUUUCCAAAUCUCUUAUUUUUCCAUAGCUAUAACUAUCAAAGUGUUCUUCAUAGGCUUUAUUGUGCAUUUUCAUGAAAAACGCAUUGAUUAUAUUUUUGAUACUUUCCACCAAAUACAAUUUUAUUUUUCUAAUUAUCAAAGUACUCAUUGUUUAUGACAACUCAUUUUAAUUGUCAAGUGCAUUCAAAAAAUUAAAAUGUGCGAAACUUUCUUGUAAGCAAUGACUAAAUGAAACAUUUUAUGUAAGGUCCAGUAAAGGGUUAUUAGCAGAAUAUGCCCUACAAAUACAAAAUAUGUUACGCAGUAUUUUCAGUCUGAUUCAAAAUAUAAUCGAUUCAGAUAGGGAAUACAACAAUAAAAAAUCCACCACAGUCUACUGUUUAAACUCCGAGAAUCAUUACAACGUGGACUUAGAAAUUAAUGGUAAGCCCAGGGAAUCCCUCACAAUGAUACGGAAACACCAAGAGGCGUCAGAUGCUUCUAAUUCAUUGAAUGUAACUACUGACCAGGGAGAUGCAGUAACUUGCAAAUACUAUACAGAUAAUACCAUCAAGGCAAAACCUCGAAGAAAAAUAAGUAAAGAUGAGAAAAAACAUAAAGAACACACAGUUGAAGAAACUGCAGGUGAUCGAGCUAGUUUUUAUAAUGAAGAGGAGGAAAAAGAUGAAAAAUUUGCAGAGAUCCAGGGUGAUGUUGGAAUGAACGUUAGGGAAUUGUUGGCAACUUUACCACAAAAAAAAGCUACUCUACCACCCGAAAAAGAUAAAGAACAAUUGAACGCUUUGCUGGAACAAAUACAGAAAAUGAAGAAAGGUAUGGAAAGAUUACACCAGAUAGCCAAACAAUUUUCUUGUUCUGACAAAUUUAAACAAGACGUUAAUUAUUUAAUUAAGACUCUUUCGGUGGACAAGAGUGAAUCGAAACAAAAAAAUCUACAAUCACCAAAGUCCUAAAAUCGGGAUUUAAAAUUGUCAAAAACAAACGAUCGUCUUCUAAAUCUUAAAAAGCACAUGGUCAAAUAAAAUUAAAUUUAUUGUUAAUAGUCAUAUUUUAAAAAAUAUAUUGAUUAAAC
Psylliodes chrysocephalus is the source of this 1337-nucleotide messenger RNA. NCBI's taxonomy places the organism in Eukaryota, Metazoa, Arthropoda, Insecta, Coleoptera, Chrysomelidae. The record is from the annotation of a GenBank genome assembly.